AUGGAGCGUCGGAAUUAUCUACCGCCAAGUGCAUUGAGGCUCCGGGGCGACCCGCCGGAAUUCGAAGACCGUCGGAAUAUCCUCCGCGUCCCACCACCCCAUGCCGGAGUUCACCCGGCGGCGGGGCUCAUGAUGGAGGACCACCGCAUAGCUUCCCAGCAACGCCAUAUCGAAACCCUGUUUCGCGAGAACGAUCGCCUCGCCGUCUCGAACGUCGGGCUGAGGCGGGAGCUCGCCGCCGCCGAGCAGGAGCUCCGGCACCUCUCUUCCACCGCCUCCGCCGUCAAGGCCGAGGCGGAUGCUCAGGUGAGCGAGGUGUACGAGAAGUCGCUUAUAAUGGACUUGGAUAUCCGCGCCGCCGACGACGAGCUCCGAAAUCAGUGGGCCCAGGUGACCGCCGAUGUUGAGAAACUGAACGCCCGGCGUACAGAGCUCGUUGCUCAGAUGAAGGAGAUCGGCGAUGAGCAGAUGAGGAUUCUCCCGGAGGUGAAGCAGUUUCAGGCGAUCAAAGCUGAGAUCGAUACCAUGCGCAAUGAAGUUCAAAGAGGAAGGGCUGCUGUUGAAAAUGAGAGGAAGAUGUACGCCACUCACCUUCAACAGAGCCAGGUAAUGGAGAGGCAUAUAGCUUCUAUGGACGCUGAAAUAGAAAGGCUGCACAUUCAACUUGAACAUGCAAAGAGUAGAGAAAGGGCAGCUGCUGCUCUUGCAGGUUUACCAGUUCAAUGGUAG
Molecule: messenger RNA, 729 nt
Organism: Ipomoea nil (Japanese morning glory)
Lineage: Eukaryota; Viridiplantae; Streptophyta; Magnoliopsida; Solanales; Convolvulaceae
Product: protein FLC EXPRESSOR-like
Exons: 3
Coding region: 1-729 (242 amino acids)
Source: RefSeq, a predicted model, not a curated record